GCAGCAGCAGAAAGCUAAGAGAAGUUGAGCGACCGGGAACAUGUGAUACUGGUAAAGGCACUAAAACGGGUAUCAUUUGGAAUACAAAUUGUUUGCGUUAUCGGCAACAGGAGCUGUAUAUAAAGCAGAUGCCCUGUGUUCAAACCCAGUAUGGGAGUCUGCCCUACGAGAACUACAACUCCGAGUUCCUGAGCCCCGACUUCAGCACCAAGUUGGCCAUGGACCUGAGUGGCCAGCGGGACCAGCUGUCCGCUCCCUCCCUGCCCAGUUUCAGCACCUUCAUGGACGGCUACGCCGGCGAGUUCGACGCCUACCUGUGCCAGAUCGCCUCGGCCUCCUCCUCCUCCUCGCCCUCCCCCGCCGGCGCCGGCCAGCCGUCCGCCUUCAAGCUGGAUGACUUCCAGGUGUUCGGCUGCUACCCGGGCUCCUUCUCGCUGGGCCAGCUGGACGAGACCCUGUCCUCCUGCGGCUCGGACUACUAUGGCAGCCCGGCCUCGGCCCCCUCCCCCUCCACCCCGGGUUUCCAGAACCAGCCCGUCUCCGUCUGGGACUCCCCCUUCAGUCCGUACUCCCCCACCCCGGGCGGCUGGGGCGCCGACAAGGCCCCUCUCCCCCAGCCGCCCUCCAACUUCUUCACCUUCAGCCCCCGCGCCGAGCAGCAGUCGCCCCUGGGGCAGCACCCUUUGCCUUUCCCUGCUCUCCUUGCCAGUCAUCCAGGUCAGCGUGCACGGUGGAUUUCUCCAGCCCGUGCAGCAGAGCUCCGACAGCAGCAGCUCAUCCAUCUCACCUCUUGUGCCUUGUGUCUUUCACAGCGUACUGUGCAAAAAAACGCCAAAUACGUGUGCCUGGCCAACAAGGACUGCCCUGUGGACAAGCGGCGGCGAAACCGGUGCCAGUUCUGCCGAUUCCAGAAGUGCCUGGCUGUGGGCAUGGUGAAGGAAGUUGUCCGAACCGACAGCUUGAAAGGUCGCAGGGGUCGUCUGCCAUCCAAACCAAAGAGCGCCCUGGACCCCUCAUCGGCCACGCCCCCGGUCAACGUCAUCGCCUCCCUCGUCCGGGCGCACGUCGACGCUGAGCCCCCCGUGGGGAAGCUGGACUACUCCCAGUACCAGGAGAUGGUGACCAGCCUCUUGGAGAAGGAAGACGCCAACGACAUCCGGCGCUUCUACGACCUGCUGACGGGCUCCAUGGAUGUGAUCCGCAAAUGGGCCGAGACCAUCCCGGGCUUCACGGCCUUCUGCCCCGAGGACCAGGAGCUGCUGCUCGAGUCGGCCUUCGUGGAGCUUUUCAUCCUCCGGCUGGCGUACAGGUCAAACCCGGAGAAAAACGAGCUGAUCUUCUGUAAUGGGGUGGUGAUGCACCGGACGCAGUGCGUGCGGGGGUUCGGCGACUGGAUCGAUUCCAUCAUGGAUUUCUCCCAGAGCCUGCACCGCAUGGACAUCGACGUGUCCUCCUUCUCCUGCCUGGCCGCCCUGGUCAUCAUCGCAGACCGUCACGGCCUCAAGGAGCCCAAGAGGGUGGAGGAAUUCCAGAACCGCCUGAUCACCUGCCUUAAAGACCAUGUCUCCAGCACCAUGAGCGAUCCAGGUCGUCCCAACUACCUGUCCAAACUGCUGGGGAAACUGCCUGAGCUGAGGACACUGUGCACUCAGGGCCUGCAGCGCAUCUUCUACCUGAAACUGGAGGACCUGGUCCCACCACCCCCCAUUGUGGACAAAAUCUUCAUGGACACUUUACCCUUCUGAUUGCAAGAGGAGUAGGAGCAGAGGAAAACCAGCUCUGAGCCCUUGAGUGGAAAGCACUUGCAGUUACCGUCACAGGGGCCUGCCUGACUCCGCCCCUUUGGAGCCCACCUGGCUGCGUGGCACCGCCUCUUCAGAAGGCGCUGAGUGAUUGGCUGACUGAUCCACGUGCCUGCCCCCCCACCCUCCCUGGGAGAAACUACUUUAGAAAAAGGGGGAGGGGGGAGCGUGAUGGGGCAUUUUCUUCUCUUACCACCUUUUCAGCUGGAAACUAUCAAGACUUUUAUUUCAAGUUUGUGUCGUUGUCUCCUUGCUGUAAAAAACAAAACAAAACAAGUGACCUUUUUAUUGUGGAAGAUAUCAAGAGUUCCAAGUGGCAGAUGGUAUAGGGGCGGAACUUUUUUUCUGCAGAUGGGCCCUUAUAAGGCUGGAAAUGGAUACACACAGAGUGUGGGAUUCUGGGAAAAGGGGGGGUUGUGAGCAGAGGGGAGGGGCUUACAUCAUGGUGCUGUCAUGUGCGGGAGAGGACCAUAAAUCCAGUCGGAGGCAGCAUUAGGGCUUAUAAGGUCCAAACAGAGGUCCAGACUCAUGUUCCCAAAGGGGUGUUGCUGAAGUGGGCAUGACCCUAGCCAGUGAGUGGGUGACAGGGUUUGACCUUAGCAGUGUUCCAGCAAUUGGUCCUGUAUUUCAAAGGUUGUUGUACUUUUCUAUAUAUAACGUGCUUGGGGGGGAAAAAGUCAAAGGUGGCAUCAGGCCAUUAUGGAUGAAGAUCGGAAAGUUCUUCUGGUGGGGGGGGGCGGUUGUGCACCCUGAGGACCAGGCCUGCCCAGCACACUCGUGUUCGCACACAGCUUUUUGUAGAACUGGCUUAUUUAAAAAAAAAAAACUGCAUAUAUAAAAGGCUGGUCACAGUAUUCAUGCAAUGCCAGGUUGUGUGCAAGUGCCUCAUGUUGUGAACAGGUCUGCAGGGCGGUUGGAGCCCCCUCUGCCAACUGGGCGUCUCUCCUCGGUGCCAGGGAAUGCCAGACUAUGCCAGGGGUCCCGCCCAGAGUCGCUUACGCCAGUUUACAAUAGGCUAGCAGAAAACAGAUUUUUAGUGCCUUAUGCAAAUCAGGUCUUUUUAGCCUUCAGGUAAUUAAACGAAACAAGCUCAUGGAUAUCUCCGCGUCUCCUUUGCACUGUUGUAAGCUAUACAGAACACAUUAGAUGUACAGCUGGUUCAGAUCUCCUUAAUUCAUGCUGGUACCAAGCGCUUUGUGGUGCCAUUCCCCCUGGCCUGUGUGCGCGGACAGGAAGACAAUGGGCAGGAGCUACUGUUAAUAGCACAAAUGUUGCCUUACAGGAUAUUCUCCGUGGGAAGAAUAUGUGCUUUGGUAUUAAGGACCUUCACACACAAUCCAAGGUCGCACAUGACAAAAUGUGAUAAAGGAAAAAAAACACGUGAGCAGCUAUGUGCACUUAGUACAGCGUUAUUUUUUUAACAGCUCGUACAUGUAAGACUAAUAUAACUUCCUUUUUUUAUGUGUGCUUAUAUCAUAAUAUAUAAAGUAUUUCUGUUUGAAUAUA
Molecule: messenger RNA, 3308 nt
Organism: Lepisosteus oculatus (spotted gar)
Lineage: Eukaryota; Metazoa; Chordata; Actinopteri; Semionotiformes; Lepisosteidae
Source: RefSeq, a predicted model, not a curated record